AGCGUUUCCCGGAAGUGGAUUGUGCGGGUCGGGAGGGCUGCUUUGCAGCGGCCAGUGCCGGGAUCUGUUGGUGAAUUGGUGACGACGGACUGGGGUCUGUGAAGCGGUGCCAAGAUGUCUGAGAGAAAAGUCUUAAAUAAAUACUAUCCACCAGAUUUUGAUCCAUCUAAAAUCCCUAAACUCAAGCUGCCCAAAGAUCGGCAAUAUGUGGUGAGACUGAUGGCCCCGUUCAACAUGAGGUGUAAGACAUGUGGCGAGUAUAUUUAUAAAGGCAAGAAAUUUAAUGCCCGGAAGGAGACAGUGCAGAAUGAGCUAUAUUUGGGACUUCCAAUUUUUCGUUUCUAUAUCAAGUGUACCCGAUGUCUAGCUGAAAUCACUUUCAAAACAGACCCUGAGAACACAGAUUAUACCAUGGAGCAUGGAGCCACCCGGAACUUCCAGGCUGAGAAACUACUAGAAGAGGAAGAGAAAAGAGUACAGAAGGAAAGAGAAGAUGAAGAAUUAAAUAAUCCUAUGAAGGUGCUGGAGAAUCGGACCAAGGACUCCAAGCUGGAGAUGGAGGUCCUGGAGAACCUGCAGGAGCUGAAGGAGCUCAACCAGCGCCAGGCUAACGUGGACUUUGAGGCAAUGUUACAGCAGCACCGAGUGUCCGAGGAGGAGAAGCGCCAGCGGGAGCAAGAAGAGGACCAGAGGGAAAUGGAGGCCAUGAUGGAGCAGGCCCGGAGACGGCGACUGAUCGAAGACUCUGACUCUGAUGAAGAACCCACCCUUGCGCCUUCUCAGCUGCCUGUUCGGGCCAACCCCACAGCCAUCUUAGAGGAGGUCCCGCAGCUAAAGAAGCAGAAGUUGGAGAGUUGGGAACGGAGUGUGGGUGCAUUGGGCAGCAAGUCAAAGCUGGCAGGCCUGGUUGUGGCAAAGAAGGCACCUGCCCAGAGGACCAGCAGCAGCAAUGGGCAUGUGGUCUUGCCCAGCCCGAGCACAGGUGUACCACAGAGUUUGAAGGAUGCCAAUGCGUCACCCCGGAUACCUGGUGCCCUGAGCCAGCUGGGGGCGUACUCAGACAGUGAAGAUAGCAGCAACAGCAGCUGAAGCAUCAGCCCCUCCCCUUGGAGGGAGGCCCCAGACUCAUAAGGCCCCUCCCCAGUGGGGCCUGACCACAGAGCCAGGCUGGAGUGGGUUGAUUUCUUUGUUCAGUGAGCUGAGCAAUGUGAAGAGGAGGAUUGGGGCAGGAGCAACACUGCAGAGCCUCUGUCUAGUAAGCUCACUGUGCUUUCCCCACUUCCCAGCUACCCAGGAACUGGCGGCUCCUCUCCUGGCCCAUAGGCCUUGGGGGAGGGUUCCAUGUUGUGGCACUCUUUAGGGAGUGUCAACUGAAGAUCUGCCAUCCAUUCCUAGCCUCCCUCCACCCCCAACCCCGAUGAGAGCAGGGAUGGCCCUGUAGAAGAUAUUGGGACUCAGCCCUGCCUCUUUUGGAUACCUGCCCCUCAUGCUCAUCAAGCCAGCAGCCAGAGCAGAAUCACUGGGGAGGUGUGGAGUCACCUCUUGCCAUCCUUGGAACUUGGGGGCUUUUUUCUCCAUCAGGGCUGGAAUUCCUUUAUUUCUGUUGCUGGUAUGUCAUUGAUCACAUGCCAUAGAGCAUAGCACUUUUCAUCAGUGCCAUGUGUGGUAGGUUUGCCCUCCCCUGGCCCCACACCAAGGCUAGCUGAUGGCACUUGAACCUUUGGGAAUUGAAUUAUAGGAUAUAUGAUGCCCUAUGAAACAGGCAUUUUCUUUUUCCCUCUACCCUCUUCCCAGAUCUGAGCACCAGAUGGGGCUGAUUCCAAGACCAACAGUGCUGCAGGUGGCCAGAUCAGGCCAACCCAAAGGUCCCUGUUCUUCCCUAUCACUACCCCUCCCCCCACCCUCAGUCCUACCAACCUCAUCUGAUUUGUGUCUAGAAGUCAUUGUCUUAAACCAAAUAAAGAAAACCAAAAGGAUUCGUGAUUAUGCUG
Messenger RNA from Trichosurus vulpecula (common brushtail), 1991 nucleotides. RefSeq names its product YJU2 splicing factor homolog (gene YJU2). Gene Ontology annotation, cellular component: U2-type catalytic step 1 spliceosome. Bases 115 to 1089 code for a protein of 324 amino acids. The record is from RefSeq and is a predicted model, not a curated record. The transcript has 8 exons. Gene Ontology annotation, biological process: mRNA splicing, via spliceosome. NCBI's taxonomy places the organism in Eukaryota, Metazoa, Chordata, Mammalia, Diprotodontia, Phalangeridae.